AGUGAGUUAGGACACUUUUCUCCAUCCUAGAGAUGGCGUCCCAAUACCCAUGAUUAAGCAGAAAAAGAAGCGAAAGAAAGGAUGCGAGACACUUCAUUUCAACCCUCUUUUCUGGACCGCGAUGUUUAUUCUUCGUUCGAAAUGAGUUAGGAUUUAUAUUAUUUCUUUUUGAGUCAUUCAUAUGUCUGGAUCAUUGACUUUCUACUGGAGGUUCGGAUAAGGUGUUGGUGCCUCCUCUCCAUCCAUCCAUCCAUCCAUUCAUCCAUCCAUCUAACGCAGGGACGGGGUGAGGAAGGUGGAGGGGCCGCGGCGAUGGCUGCUGGGGGAGGUGGAGGAGGAUGCGGGGAAUCGGUGGAUCAUUACCGGGAGGAGGUGGAUCGGCUGACCCGCGAGCUCGUGGAGGCGAACCGGGAGAAAGUCCGGGCGGCGGAGUGCGGUCUGGUGGUGCUGGAGGAAAACCAGACCCUCAAACAGCAGUAUGCGGAGCUGGAGGCCGAGCAGGAGACCUUAAGACAGGAGCUGGAGCAACUGCACGAGGCCUUCAGCCAGGUGUACACCACCCAGAGGAAGGUGGCUGAAGAUGGGGAGACGAACGAGGAGACGCUGCUGCAGGAGUCGGCCACUAAGGAGGCAUACUACAUGGGCCGCCUGCUGGAGCAGCAAGCCGAAUUGAAGAACAGCCGAUCUCAAGCAUCCAGCACACAUGUGGAGAACGAGAGACUUACAGCUAUCCUGCAGGAACUCAGAGAGUGUAAUGAGAUGUUGGAGCUACAGAGGAAUCGGAUGAGAGAGGAGAUCAGAGAGUAUAAAUUCAGAGAGGCCCGACUCCUGCAGGACUACACUGAACUGGAAGAAGAGAACAUCUCGCUGCAGAAACUGGUUUCCACGCUCAAACAGAACCAGGUGGAAUAUGAAGGCUUGAAGCACGAAAUCAAAGUUCUGGAGGAGGAGACAGCCCUGCUCAACAGCCAAUUAGAAGAUGCGCUGCGCUUGAAGGACAUCUCCCAGAGCCAGUUGGAGGAGGCCUUGGAAGCUCUGAAAGGCGAGCGAGAGCUUAAGAAAACCCUGAGGAAGGAAUUAGCUCAUCAUCUUACCAUGUGCGAUGGGCCUUUCAGUUCAGGCUGUGCCCAUCUGUUCGCCUUGAGCUCAGCGCCUCCUAGUGGCUGUGCCACCCCGACAGCUGCAACCUCGCCCAGCAGUGAGGAUGGGAGCAAAUGCAACGGGCAUCUGCUCCAGGGUGCGACUGGUUCGACGCUAAAUCGACUGAAUGGAGAAUUUAGGACAUCGGCUUUGAGGAAGAGUGAAAUUUUAACCCCUGACCUCUUCAGUGAGCUCAAUGGACCAGAGAUCCAGAAACUCAAACAGCAACUCCAACAGAUCGAGCGGGAAAAAGCAUCUUUGGUAAACAGCUUGCAGGAAUCACAGGCCCUGCUCCGACACACACAGGGGGCCCUUACGGAACAGCACGAGAGGGCCUGUCGCCUGGGUGAGCGAUUCCGAAAACUCCGUCGCCGCAAGGAAAACAAGGAGGAAGAUGAAGAUGAAGAGGAGGAGACCACGUUUAUCCCAGGGGACCAGGAGAGUCCCAGUUUGGAGUUGAUGCAGUGUAAAUACAGGGUUGCAUUAACAGAGGUGGUUGGACUGAAGGCGGAGCUUAAGGAGGUCAAAGAAAAAUUUAACGAGUGUGUGGAGGCGAGAGCGCGGGCUGAAGAGCAAGGCCAGGCGCAAUUGCAGGCGCUGGAAAAUCAGGUGGUGCAGUUGGAGCGCAGCUGCAGGGAUGGCCGGGAAAAGGUAGUGCAUCUUGAACGUGAGCUGCAGGCAGCCAAUAACACGGCGCUGGAAACCCAUGGAAUUCUCGGUAUGGCGCAUGACGAGCUGGCGACAUUUAGCGAAGAAUUAGCGCAACUUUACCACCACGUCUGCCUGUGCAACAAUGAGACACCCAAUCGUGUUAUGCUGGACUACUACCGGCAGGGCAGGACCCCAACGCGCAUGUCAAGCGCUGGUCUCAAGGUGCAAGACGAUAACAGAGCGCUGUUGACGCCACGGCUAGCACGGCGUUUAGCGGCUAUUAAUGCCGCAACGUCAGAGUCGCGUAGCCCAUCCGACUCACCAUCCAAAGAACCCCUCACCGCAGAGCAGAGCCCGGUCCGUACGCCACUAGGCUCGCCCGUCAUUAGUGCCUCUUCCUCAUCGUCAUCUUCAUCCCCAGCACCCGAGUCGUCCACGGGUUCUGACCUGCGCCGCGAGCCUACCAACAUAUACCACCUCAACGCCAUCAUUCGGGAUCAGAUCAAUCAUCUCCAGAAGGCAGUGGACCGUUCGCUACAGCUAUCCCGCCAGAGAGCGGCAGCUAGUGAGCUCGCUCCAUUGAUGGACAAGGACAAGGAGGCCUGUAUGGAGGAAAUUCUUAAACUCAAAUCCCUCCUGAGCACCAAGAGAGAGCAGAUCGCAACAUUGCGUCUUUUACUCAAAGCCAACAAGCAGACGGCUGAGGGGGCCCUCGCCAACCUGAAGAGUAAAUACGAGAAUGAGAAGACCAUGGUGACAGAGACCAUGAUGAAGCUGAGGAACGAGUUGAAAGCCUUGAAAGAGGAUGCGGCGACCUUCUCUUCCCUCAGAGCCAUGUUCGCCACACGAUGUGAUGAGUAUGUUACUCAGUUAGACGAGAUGCAGAGACAGCUUGCGGCAGCAGAAGAUGAGAAAAAGACGUUGAACUCUCUCCUUCGCAUGGCCAUCCAACAAAAACUCGCACUCACCCAGAGACUAGAAGAACUGGAGGUUGACCAGGAGCAGUCUCACUGUACACGAGUGGGCAAGACAUCCAGACUGCGGACCACCACGCCCAAAAUAGUCAGCAGCCUCCUGCAACAUUGCCACAACUCUACAAAAAAGUAAAUACGCCGGGCCCCUUUAGCCCACAGGUGGAUUGUAAUGAGGUUCCUUCCUCCCCGACUCCAUAUCAGAGGCAAUGCUUGGAUUUUACACAUCAGGAGUGUCUCACACUGCCUUACCGUACCAACCGCAGCGCCGCCCUGACACUGAGGCGAAAGCGAUACUCACAGAGCACUGUGAGCUGUACACACGCCAUGAUGUGGGGAGAAGGACACAAGCCAAAGAGGCCCAGUAUGCACGUGUGAUCACAUGACACUCUGACAUCAUGAUUACUUCAUAGGUGUUUGAUUUGUGUCAUUGUCCAGCAGCUUUUUGCCUUUGACACUUCUUUACACACUACUGAAAGAGUUGAUGUUUCACAGUUUUGUCAGCUGAAUGUGAUAUCUUACAAUCAUUGAUGCGGUGUUAUAGAAAAUGUUUGGUGAAAUUAAUAGUAGAGCAUGGGGAUGUUUUUAGCAAAGAUAAAAACUUACAAAUACUGAUACUAGUAAUAAUUAAAUAGAUUAAUGAAUUUGUAGAGAAUGCACUUUUAUUAAAUACAAUGUUAAAGGAACGUUCUUGUUUUAAUGCAAGUCAAGCCCUUGCAACAAUAUUUGUGACAUGCUGUCAAUUACAACCAAAUAAUUGAUAAUUCCUUCAUCAGUUUGUAAAAAAUAAAUAAAAAUGCAUUUACAGCUAUAGCCAACACUUAGAAUGGAAGUCUAUGGGGCAAACAUUGCACCAGGAUAAAUGUUAAAAACACACCGUUUCGAAAGUAUUGCCACUAGACUAGAUUUUACAUGUUAACUUAAGACUUGUGUGGUAAAACCACUUACCAAGUGUGCCAUAUUUAAAAGGGACUGUUUGAUUAUAGAAAGGGAAUUAUAUUAGUUGCAUGUUCAUCCUCCUUGAAAAGUAGUUCCACCACUGAAAGAUGAUUUAGACAACUUUACAGCUCAAUAACAAAGACUUGAAACCCUCUGGAACGUCUUGCCCCAUAGACUUCCAUUGUAAGUGCAUUACUAUAAAUGCCAUUUCGGUUCUGUUGAUAGAGCUUAACUUGGAUUAAACCCAGCCCAUUUCUUAAAAACCUGUGGGCUAAAUGUACCAAAGCCUUUAAACACCAGUUAAACAGAGUUGGGAAACGAUUGAAGACUGCACAUGUAAAUGAAAAGACCAUCCAAGAUGAAGUAAUCUUGAUUAUUUAUCCUAUUCUAAGCCUUUCUGUCAAAACCCUGCAGAUUAUAUCCAUUGAAUACCAUAAACUACCUCUCUGUAAAUGUGUUGCUGAUGAAUAUACACGUCUUUCACCUGACAGGAAUGUUGCAUGCAUGAAUAUCACUCUUGCUAUACUCUACCAUUGAUCCCAGCAGUUAUCUCAGCUGCAAGCACAAACACAAACUCAGACCAGAGCAUUCAAGUGCUGUCGGUAGUUGGUUGAAUGUUAAUCUCAACUUCCCUAAACUCUAAUGUCUUAACCUGCUGUUCCAAACACACUGGACUGAUAGUAAAAGUGUGGACAAUCCUUUGGGAAUGGACCAGUCGUGCUCUAGUGUACAGAUCCAUCCAUUCAACAGUGAAUUCAUCCAAAGUAUACCUACCCUGGGGUGUAUUGCUUUUGUUUUAAUGUCAAUUUUGCAUUCUUGACCAUUUGUGUAUGGCACCGCACUCUGUUAGCUUAAUUCAUAAUAUAAAAAUGACAAAAUUGAAAACUGAAUUUAUCACUGAACCAUUGAAAUACAGGUGGAGUCUUCUUUGUGAACAGCAAUAAAGCAUA
Xyrauchen texanus (razorback sucker) is the source of this 4651-nucleotide messenger RNA. RefSeq names its product protein bicaudal D homolog 1-like. Gene Ontology annotation, molecular function: dynactin binding; dynein intermediate chain binding; dynein complex binding. Gene Ontology annotation, biological process: regulation of microtubule cytoskeleton organization; positive regulation of receptor-mediated endocytosis; microtubule anchoring at microtubule organizing center. Lineage: Eukaryota; Metazoa; Chordata; Actinopteri; Cypriniformes; Catostomidae. The coding region runs from base 313 to 2898 and encodes 861 amino acids. Gene Ontology annotation, cellular component: Golgi apparatus; cytosol. The record is from RefSeq and is a predicted model, not a curated record. The transcript is spliced from 9 exons.